AUGUGUUUAGCAUCACACAAGCACGUACUACUUACGAGUAGUUGGAUGCUGGAGUGUUGUCGGAGAGAGCGAAUUAGCCUGUUUUACAGGUUUUUUUCUCAGCCUGGAGUCGUAGAGACUGAGGUUUCCGGUAUCGCUGACGUCAAGUUGGUAUCUGGGCCGGUGUCAAUGUGUGGUUGGAAGAGCUGGAAAUCCAGUCAUCAGCCCCACCUUCAUGGCCUUGGACGCGAGGCAGCUGUAGCAGAUCGUCUGUUGAGAGAAAGGGAGAGAGAGAGAGAGAUGUAUAUGUACCAGGAGGUGUGA
Molecule: messenger RNA, 303 nt
Organism: Protopolystoma xenopodis
Lineage: Eukaryota; Metazoa; Platyhelminthes; Monogenea; Polystomatidea; Polystomatidae
Source: the annotation of a GenBank genome assembly